CGCAACCUCAUGGUUCCUAGUCGGAUUCACGAUGGGAACUCCCAUUUGACUAUCUUAUGUUCGACUUUUUUCCUCUUUCAAAAGAGCAUUAUUUUAGAUUAAUGACCUUUUUUUAGUUCAUUUUCUCCUGUUUUGGGUUGUUGGCUAUACAUUUUUUAUUCUUUUAUUGAUUUUCCUGGAUAUUAUAACGUGUAUCUUUGGCCUGUCACAGUCUACUGCAAGUGAUCAUUUUUAGUGCUUUUCCAAGUAUGCUAAAUAUUUAGAAUACUGACUUUAUUUAGAUCACGCUGCAUUUCUUAUUCUAUUUUUGCCAUAAUCUUUUGUUUUUCACUUAAGUCCCAUAAAACUCUAUUAAUGGCUUACAUUCAUUAUUUAUACUUAUCCUUUCCAUGAGGGUCUCUACAUUCCUUUUGCAUUUUUGUGUUUCUGUCACUUUCUUGCUGCCUGGAGAAUUCCCCUGAAACAAUCUCACUUUUGUUUGUCUGAAAAAGUGCUUCACAUUAAAAAUAUUUUUCAAAAACUUCUUUUGGAAAUAACUGAAAAACCCUCAGAAAAGCGGAAAGAAUAUUACAGAGAAAUCCUAUAUGUUCCACACCUAGAUUUAUUAUUUUUAGCGUAAUUGUUAUUAUAAUUUCCAGAACUAUUUCAGAAUAAUUUACAAAUAUCAUGUUCCUUUACCCUUUAAUAGUUCAGAAAAUUGUUCUUAAGACUUAAGAGAAUAAGGUAAUUCUCUUCUAUAGCACUUAUCAAAUUCAGGAAAUUUAAUACGGACACACUUGUCUAAACUAAUCUAACUCAUAUUCUAGUUUUAGGAAUCGUCAGAUGAAUGUCUUUUAUAAUAUCCCCCCCAAGGAUUAUAUCUUACUUUGGUUGUUAUAUUUUUUUCAGUCUCCUUGUGUCUCUUGUAGAUUCUUAGCCUUUGCUUGUUUUUCAUAUAGACAUUUUUUGAAGAUUAGAAGGUAGUUACUUUACAGAAUACUCCUCAGUUUAGGUGUCUUUGAUGGUUCCUCAUGAUUAGAUUCAGACUUUGCAUUUUUUGCCUGAAAUAAUAUAUAGGUGAUACAUUGUUAGGAUUUCGCUAUGGAAACACGUUGGGUCCACCUGUUCCUUGUUGGUAAUGUUCAUUGACUCAGUUAAGAUGUUGUCCAGUUUCUCUGCUGAUAGCUACUAUUUACUUCUGUAAUUUCUAAUUACUUUAUGGAUGGAUAGCUUGUAACUAUGUAACAUUCUGUUCCCUAUCCAUUCCUUCCCCCAUAGAUUUAACAUCUGUAUUGGUCAGGAUCCUGGCAGGACACAGAACACACCAGUAGUGUAGAUGGAGAACAUUAAUAUACAGAAUUGCUAACUAGUGAAAAGUGGAUAACUGCUAAAAGGAGAAGAAGAAAAAAGAAAAAGAACUCUAACAGAUCCAGAAGUAGCAAGUGAGGUGGGGGAGGGAAGGCAGCUACUGCCUCAUGGUUGAAGAACAGCACACACACUGAAGGGACUAAGGAUUUAGGAAGUACUUCCCUCCCUACAUCUCCCCAGUCCUGACACGCUCUCCCCUCCCACCCCUCCCAAAAAUGACUGAGCUCAGACUUUUUCAAACACGGUUUGCGGUGGGGGCGGGCGGGGGGAGUAUUGGUGGUGGCUGGUGAUCGGGGAAGAGCACAAGCCAGAGCUCGCAUAGAAGUGGCCACGAGGUGGCAAGAGUGGGUGUGGUCUGAGUGUGACUGUGGUUGGUCCACUGAGGUCAGUGUGAUGGGUCUACUGCCCUUCUACACAGCCCAUUGGCUCUCAGGCCAAGAGGACUGAAGACCCAGCGCAAGUGCCUUCCUGCUGCAAUCCUCACAAUGCCCCUCUGUCGCCCCUUACUGAUAAUGCUUCACACUGUCAGCUGCUGAGGAGAAAUGCUUACAGGGUGAGGAGGUGUUUGUAGCAUCCUCGGACAAACUCCACGGCAGAGGGGAAGGCCACCUCUGCAGGUUUGCGGGCAGGUGCUGAUGUGGUGACUGAUUGUUGCUAGACACACGAGUGACCUGUUUGUCCACUGAGGGGUGGGGAAUAAGAGGGGGGAGACUGUAUAUGAGCAUUUUCCUGCUCUUUGGUGCUUGAAGGCCUUGUGUACGACACUUCACAUACAUUGCCCCAACUCCAUAGAAACCCUGAGAGGUGAAUACUCUUAGCCACGUUUUAUGGAUGAGGAGACCGAGGCUCAGAGAAGUAGCUGAUCCACAGUAGUAGGUGAGCGGUGGGCCCAGAAUUAGAACCCUAGCCUGUCUGCCUCCAGCCCUUACUGGACUAUGAACGUUAGAUGACAUUUAAACGAAUGUGACUCUCUCAUAGGCCAGCCAUGUGGAUGCCUCCAGGGCAGAACCAAAGCUGGGUUUCUGAAUUUAUCCUGCGUGGCUUUUCCUGUGACCCCAUGUCCAACAGGAUCCUCUUCAUUGCCUUUCUUCUCCUCUACCUGAGCUCAGUCCUUGGCAAUGGGCUCAUCGUCAUCCUGAUAUGUCUGGACGUGAAUCUCCACACGCCCAUGUACUUUUUCCUCUGCAUCCUCUCCCUGCUGGAUGUGGGCUGUGUCACCACCACCGUGCCCCAGAUGUUGGUGCAUCUUCUCGCUCAAUCUCAGACCAUCGCCUUUGCUGGCUGCUGGCUACAAAUGUAUGUGUUUGGUACCUUGGGUCUGACCGAGUGCCUUUUGUUUGUGGUCAUGGCGUAUGAUCGGUAUGUGGCCAUUUGCUACCCCCUGCGUUACACUGUCCUCCUCAGCUGGGGCCUGUGUACACGGCUGGCUGCUGGGACCUGGGCCUGCGGUUUCUUCUCCUCUCUGAUCCAUACUUUUUCCACCAUGCGGCUGCCAUACUGUGGGCCCAACGUGGUCAACCACUACUUCUGCGAAGGUCCCUCAGUGCGAAGCUUGGCUUGCACGGACACCCACCUCAUUGCGAUGGUGGACCUGGUCAUCAGCGUCUUCAUGGUUGUUGUCCCCCUCUCCCUCAUUCUGGCUUCCUACAUCAGCAUUGUCCAGGCCAUUCUCAAGAUCAAGUCCACGCAGGCCCGCUGCAAGGCUUUCUCUACCUGUGCUUCCCACCUGACGGUGGUCACAUUCUUCUAUGCUCCAGCCACCUACAUCUACAUGAGGCCCAACUCCAGCUACUCCCCUGAGCGAGACAAGCAGAUCUCACUCUUUUACAAUGUCUUCACGGCCCUGCUCAACCCCGUGGUCUACAGUCUGAGGAACAAGGACAUCAAGGGGGCUUUCUUCAAAGUGAUGGGAAGGGGUAGAGUGGCCUGGUGAACUGGGAGACAGGAGGGGCCUGGGGUAGAACAUCCAGUCCUGUGAAAGGGGGACAGCAUACAUUUGAACCACCGUAGCGCUUGGCCAGUGGAACAAAGGUGGUCCAUGGAACCAACACGGCUGUCUUGAUCAACUUGCUAUAUUGUGUGCACUGAGGAACAACUCCAUAGCCUCAGUGGCUUACACAGCGAAAGUUCAUGUAUCGCUCAUGUUCUAUGUCAGUCGUAGGUAGCUUUCUGCCAUUGGAUUCUUGGAUGCAGCCUGAAGGAGGAGGCCCUGUCUGGAACAUGGCAGUCUUGGGACAGAGAGAAAGGAGCAGUGACCAAAAUACAUGAAGACUCUUAAAGCUUCUGCUCAGAAGUGACACACAACUCUUUGCUCACGUCCUUUUGGCCAAAGUAGGUCCUAUGGUCAAGCCUGAUGGUAAAAGGGCAGCACGUGUUUUCUUCCCAUGGAAAAGGAAUGCAGGUCACAUGGUGAUGAGUGUGGGUGUGUAUUCCCUCCACAGUGAGAGCAGCCAGUAAUGAAGGUGACAAUAUAAUCUACCACUGUGGCACUGGAACCAAUAGAAUACAUGUAACCCAUAGGGUAUAUGGUAACUGUAAGUGACAUGGUAUGCGGACACCGUUGACGGUCAAGGCGAUGUAGGCAAUCAUAGUGGUACAUGCCAUCAAUACAGAUCUGUAGCCACCAUUAAAACCUGAGCCAAUGCAUGGAACCAGUUUAACCCACAGACCUGACGUGGUGCGUGGAACCAGUGUGGUUCACGGGGCUGACGUGGUGUAUUCUGCACGGUCUUGUGGAAAGACCCCGAAACCUGACCCUGAGUGGCCUGGGUUCUAGUCCCAACCAUGCUAACUUGUUUUGGGGCUUUGGGCAAUUUACUUUCUUCCCCUGGAUCUUACUCAUCUGUGGAAUGACUGCCUCAAACUGAAUGGUCUCCGGGACCUCUGUAUCUCUAAAAUUCUAUGUCACGGUGGGUGGAGUGCAUGAAACUCAAGGGUAAUAAACUUGUGAAUCUUCUGUGAACCCUAAGAUGAAUAAGGGAACCAGGGAAGACUAAAAAAGUUGUGUAUGCACUGCCCAUUUGUAAACCAAAAGAGGCAGCACACACACCAGGGCCUUUUAUUCUUUCAAGGGACCUAAAUGACAUAUGAGGCUGGCUGAGAACUCUGGCGUAGAGUCUCAGAGUUAGCAUGGGCUUCCAGCUUUCUUUCAGACCUCACUGAUUGCCUUGUCUUGGAGAUGAGUCAAUUCAAUUCCAGUAUUUCUUGAGCAUCCGUUAAGCCCAACCACUAUCAGGCACUGUGGACUCAAGACAGGUACGUGGAAAGAUUUACAGUCAUGAAAUUAUACCAGCACAACCCAAGUAGAUGCCGUAAUGACCUGUGGGAAUGAUGGCCUCAUGGGAGGGAGAUCUCUCCGUGAGUGCCGGACGCAGAGGACCAAGCUAAACCUCCCCCACUCCCAUUCACUGUGUACCUCAGCACUUUGGAAGCUCUCCAGAGCUCAGAGUCUGGGAGAGGGAGAGGGAAACCAAAAGAAGCUUGAGAGUAUUCCUCCCACCCACCGUGGAAUGGUAGGUUGAAAUAGAAAUUAGGUUUAGUCACUGCGAGAUGAAGUUGCAGAACCCUCAGAAAACCAUGCACUGUGAUAAAGAAAAGUGGAGGGGGAAACCUGCUUACCAAGGGCUGACAGGUAAGGUCUUGGUGAUGAAUAGGAUUUAGCUGAUAUCUGAGGAUGAGAAAGAGUCACCCAAGCAAAGAGCCAGGAGAAAGGCAUUUAUGGUGAGAGGUCAUUAGAUGUCCACUUGUGUUUCUAGGCUUCCAUUCAGUCUUGCCAGGUUCUAAAAGCAAGAGUGACCUGAGCAGAAGGGGCUUCACCCUUCAAAACAUAACUCAGUAACAGUCAGAUGGAAGAGAUACAGAGCAGAGGGCAUGAGGGCGGGUGCAUGGAGCAUCCUUGCCUUUCCUGGGCAAGUGACACCCCAGGCACCUCUGAGUGUUCCCCAGGCUGGAGGUUCCCUGGCUCUUUCUUUCCCUGGCUCUUUCUUCAAACAGUGCCAUGUAGGGGUCUCUUCUUUAGAGGUGUUUUAAUGUAAGGAACCCUCCAGCUUCAGUCCAGGAUAAGGAGGAAGCAUGUGUGGUUGAGGGGUUCAUCCUUCGUUUCCCAGAUGUCUAUUGAUUGUCUUCAGUCUCACACCUCACUCCUAUCCUGUGUCUUAUUUAGUGUCCCUGAGUUCUGGGCUUCUCCCACUUCUCCAAGAGUAAGCCCCCAGCAUGGCAGAUGUUACAUGGCUGGUGCUGGGGUGUGUGGUUGAGACUUUCUGCAGCCCUAUUCCCAGUGCCCAUUUCAGUACCCUGCAUCCACCCCACUCUGUCCGGUGUCCUGACCUCCCUCCAGAGUUCUGGGAGGUGGGGCUCUCUGCCUAGUGGUGCCCCAGUGGCUCACCUUGUGGUUCCUCCAGCUUCUAAACACGUCUUCCAGUUUCUUGGUUGCUCAUGCUUCUCUCCUGUUUUCUCUGUUGAGGAUUUGUACCUUUUACAAAUUCAUUGAUUAUCCUUAAUUGGGGUCUGGAUUCCGAGGAGAUAUGGUAGGCCUUUAGUCUGCCAUUUUUAACUGUAAUUCUACCACUAGUUUACAGGAUUAAGAGUCUGAUCAGCGAACUUGGGCAGGAGGGAGAAAUAUGAGACUCAGGAUAGGAUAUGUCAGAGCUAGGCUUUGACAUCUCUUUGUUUAUGUGGGCGGCACACACCUUGGGCAUUCCAGACAAGGACUGCCAGCAUUGCUCAGUGGAUGUGAUACUUGCAGCGAUCACAUUUUAGCCUCGUGUGGAGUGAUGUCAUCGCAUGCCCCUGUGGUCUUCACAUUCCAGGCUGACCUAGAGAGGAGGGUGCAGGCAUGAGAAAGAAGCCUGUGGAGAAGGGGGAAGACCUGGGCUUGUAGGGACCUGGACUUGAAUCAGGCCCUGCUGCACUGUCCUUUCCUGCUGCCUAUAGUGGAGGCCUAUGGACCCUGGCCCCCUGGCAUGGAAGCUCCAUGCGGGUAAGUGCUGCUGCGCCUGUAUCCCCAGUACCUGGAACAGCAUGCAGCACACCCUUCAACUUUGCACUUAUUUGUUGAAUGAAAGAAUGGAUGUCGUUGAAGGAGUUACAUAGAAAUGAACCCUGAGAUCCAUCUCACAGAAGCUACACUGUGCAAUUAACUUAAAGGAUAAUCUUUCAGUAAAUGUUGCCAGGAGACCAGAGGCAGAGUGGUAUCCAUGGAGUGUGGUUUCCACAGUGUCCCAGUUUAGGGGUUUUCCCUGUGCAAGGGAAGGUCCUGCGAGGGGGAUUACAGAGCCCUAAGUUAAGUUGGGGCUGAUCAAGCCUCUUCCACCUCCACCACGUCACUCUGAAAUUCCAGCUUAAUUCCCUUUUAUGGUCACACAACCUCUGGAUCUAACGUUUUCUGGGCUUUUGCUUGUUUUUUUUUUAAUGAGAACAUAAGAUUUUUUUAUUUAAAAAAUUUUUUGAGUAUAAUUGGCUCAAAAUAUAUUAGUUUCGCAGCACCAUCUAUGGUCUCAUCCCCAGGUUUAUAAUGAUGAACAAGCUUGGCACAUUUCCAGACCCUCUGCAACUCUAUAGUGACGAGUGAUCUGGGGGCCCCCUCGGUUGGUUACCUGCAAGGACAAGGAGGGUCCCAGCAGGGCAGGGCUGACCAAGCUUGGUCUCACUUCUCACUCCUAUUAUGGCUGCUGGGCCUGCCACAAGCUGUGCUGGUCGAAGAUGUAACAUUUCUGCAUGUACACUUUGUAUCCACAGAAGCCAGGCCUUUCUUUUCUCUUUAAGAAAAUGAAGAAGCGUGAGUCAAAUUUCUUGUGCUUCAUAAUAUUUUUCUAAGUUGCUUAAUUAUCCAACUUGGAUGAUCAAUUACUUUAUUUCUUUAAGUUUUACUGAGAUACAACUGACACACAGCCCUGUAUAAAUUGAAUGUGUACAGAAUAAUGAUAUGGAGAUCAGGAAACGGUUGUUACAAAAAGUUUAGUGAACAUGUAUCACCUCAUAUAAAUUCAAAAGUAAAGAAAUGGAAAUAACAUUUUCCUUGUUGAUGAGAACGCUUAGGAAUUAUUCUCUUAGUAACUUUUACAUAUAACAUAAAGCAAUGUUAAUUAUAUUUAUUGUGUUGUACAUUACAACCCGAGCGCUUAUUUACCUUGCGACUUGAAGUUUGCACCUUUUGACUGUCUUCAUCCAAUUCCCUCUCCCCUCCCACCUCUGGUAACCACAAACCUGAUCUCUUUCUCUAUUUUUGGAGUAUAAGUGGCCCACAACUUUACCUUGGUUCCUAUUAGACAACAUAGUGCACCAAUAUUUACAUACAUUUCAAAAUGAUCACCAUAGUUACAACAUAUCAUUGCACAGAGAUAUUACAUAGUAACUGACUUCAUUUCCCACAUUGGUCAUUUCAUAACUGUAACUUACUUAUUUGGUAACUGAAAGUUUGUGCCUCUUAAUAUCCCUCACCAAUUUCUUUCCUCCUCCCCAACCCUCUCCUCUCCGGCAACCUUCUGUUUGUUCUUAGCACCUAUAAGUGCUUCUGUAGUGUUAUGUUUGUCAAUUUUUCUUUUGGUUCCACGUACAAAUGAGAUUAUACAGUAUUCGUCUUUCUCCAUCUGACUUGCUUCACUUAGCAUAGUACCAUGUAGGUCCAUCCAUGUUGUCAUAAAUGGCAAGAUUUCAUUUUUAAUGGCUGAAUAAUGUUCCAUUAUGUAUGGAUAUCUGUGUGUGCGUAUGUAUAUAUCCUAUAUAUCACAUCAGCUUUACCUAUUCAUCUAUUGCUUGUGUUGGUUCCAUGUCUUGGCUAUUGUAAACAAUGCUGCAAUGAACAUGGGGGUGCGAACAUAUUUUCUAAUUAGUGUUUUUUUAUUUUUCAGAUAAAUACUCAAGGGUGGGAUCCUGGAGGGUUUGGUAGUUCUACUUUUAAUUUUUGGGGGAAGCUCCAUACUGUUUUCCAUAGUGGCUGCAUCGGUUUACAUUCCCACUAAUGGUGUAUGAGGGUUCUGUUUUCUCCACAUCCUCACCAAAAGCUGUUGUCUUUUUAUGAUUGCCGUUCUGACAGGUGUGAGGUGAUAUCUGAAUGUGGUUUUUAAAAAUUACUCAAUGAAUUUUAUCACAUUUAUUGUUGUGCAACAAUCAUCACAACUAA
This is a messenger RNA of Sus scrofa (pig), 8467 nucleotides long. Lineage: Eukaryota; Metazoa; Chordata; Mammalia; Artiodactyla; Suidae. The record is from RefSeq and is a predicted model, not a curated record.